UUUCAAUAAAAGCUAUACGUUCACCUCUACAGAAGUUAAUUUCUGUUUGUGGCUUGUCAUCCAUGGCUAACAUCAGGGGAACAAGAGUGCUAGGAGACAGAAGACAAUCGCGUGAUCAUCUUGUUGAAGAGUUUGUUCCUCUUUUUGGUUGGACAGAAGACUCUAAAGGCUAUUAUCUUCUUGUUCAGCUUCCUGAUUUCAAAAGUGAUCAGCUGAGACUUCAAGUUGACUCCAACGGUGAUAUAAUUCUUAGUGGGGAAAGGAAGGUGAAUGGGGGCAAAGCUGUAUAUGUCAAGCAGACCUACGAACUGCCAAAGGAUUCAGAUGUUGACAAGAUAACUGGAACUUUUGAUGAAGAGCUUCUUCAUAUAACAAUUCCAAGGCAAGAAGAAAAAGUAGUUGAGAGUGAGCAUGAGGAAAAUGUCCACAUAUCUCCAGGUAAUGGGCAAGAACCGCCUAAAAAAACUGAGAAUCUAGGCAGACAUGAUGAUGGAAGAUAUGAUUACAAACAAGACCAUGACAACCAAACUAAAGGAGACGAAAGCAAGAAAACUGGCCAUGUAGAUAGCUUCCCUAAAGAGUUCGUAAACGGACUCAAGGCAGGUCCAAUGCAGAGGGCAAUGGAGUUGCUUAUGAAAAAUAGGGGGAUUGCUCUUGCAAUUGUAGUAGCAUUUUCCCUGGGAAUGCUUGUGUCUAGAAUGUUUGAAUCAACUGGGCAAUAAAGAGGCAAAUUUUCAAGGUUAUACAUGAUUUAUGCCUCUUUAAUGUACAGAGAUAUAUCAUGUCCACAAUAAGGGAAUUUGAUAUUUGUCUCUUGAAUGUUCUUCAAACUUAUCAUAUAUAGAUCUCUAUGUUCAUUUUGCUGAUUAAAAAAAAAUGUAUAGAUCUCUAUCUUUAUAAAAUCAGGAACUUUAA
Molecule: messenger RNA, 915 nt
Organism: Rubroshorea leprosula
Lineage: Eukaryota; Viridiplantae; Streptophyta; Magnoliopsida; Malvales; Dipterocarpaceae
Source: the annotation of a GenBank genome assembly